AUCCGCGCCUACCUUGUGAUGUAUGACCUUCGUCAAAUGACAGUCACUCUUUGUCAGCCGUCACUGUUCCUGUAGCCUCAUCAACUGCCCUCCUUGCGCUCUCCUCUCGCCUUAUGCAUCUUGUUCUCACCUCGCAUCCUCAUUCUUGAACCGCCGAAGCGACCCCGUCGUGCCCUCGUGUUUCCGACCCCUCCCCGCGUCCACUUGCGCCCGUGCCCUCGUCGCGAUAUCGACAUCUGCGCCCGACCGGCGAGACCCCGACCAAGAUGGCCGCGCCUCUGCAGUUUGCGACCUUUACAUCCGAGAUAGAGCUGCCCUUCUACUCGGCGCUCUUUGGAUCCAAGCUCGACUACGACAAGCUCGACGACUCCGCCCGUGGUGUUCUCGGCCUCUAUGAACCUCGCAUAGAGACUCCCGAGGCUAGUUGUCGCAUGCAGAUUCUGGGAAACGCGUUGACGAGCAAUAAAACUAAUGAGCCCAGUCCACCUCUUGGGACUAUCAGGGCCGAAGGUAUUAUUAGAAAUGUGAACACGCUGGAAGAUUUCAAGAAUAUGGACAAGGCUGCCAUGAUAAAGACUGCAGGUCGUCAGAUCUGGGAUGCGAUCAAGGAUGGUAGCAUGUACUCCGUCCCUUCGCUGCUCUCAUCCUUUGUGAUCCUUUCGUAUGCCGACCUCAAGAAGUACAAGUUCACAUACUGGUUUGCCUUCCCAGCCCUCCACUCCGAUCCGGCGUGGAAACGAUCAGGUCCAGCCGAACGCUUCUCCCCCGACGAGAGCACCGCGCUUGUCGACAGAGUGGGAACAUGGAGAUAUGAGAAGGAUUCCCGCGAGCAUGGCUUCUUUCUUGCAAAGAAGGUACGGGGACAAGACCCAGAUAACAUUGAAGACGCCGAGGUUUCCCAAACCCUACCUUUCCGGUGGGAGGUUGGCUCGCUACGAGAAUUUGAAGAGGGAUUCUUCAACCAAAUCCCUGAGGAGGAUCAGUACGUCGCGUUCGUCGACCCUUCCACUUAUCCCGAGGGACCGGGGUGGCCCCUGCGGAAUUUCUUGGUACUCAUUCGACAACGGUUCCGCUUAACGAAGGUCAAGGUUCUGUGCUACCGAGAUACCUGGGCUCGGAGGCAUGAGGCAAGAAGCGUGGUCCUCCCUAUCCAAAUGGAUACAGUACAGGACAUGGACAUUGCCGAGAUGCCCAAGAUUACCGGGUGGGAAAGAUCGAGGAAUGGCAAGCUUCAGGCUCAGCAGGUAAAUCUGGGCGAAUAUAUGGAUCCCACCAAACUGGCCGACAGCUCGGUCGAUUUGAACUUGAAACUCAUGAAGUGGAGAAUCGCACCGAACCUGGAUUUGGACAAGAUCAAGAACACAAAGUGUCUGCUUCUAGGAGCUGGGACUCUGGGGAGUUACGUUUCGAGAAACUUGAUGGGAUGGGGUGUCCGGAAGAUUACAUUUGUCGACUAUGGCAGAGUUUCCUACUCGAACCCUGUCAGACAACCGCUGUUUGAGUUCAACGACUGUCUUGAUGGCGGUAAGCAAAAGGCACCCCGAGCUGCCGAGGCGCUCAAGCAGAUCUAUCCUGGAGUGGAAAGUGAGGGUCAUGCCUUGUCCGUUCCUAUGCUCGGCCACCCCUUCACGGACGAAUCCAAGACGCGUGCGGAUUAUGAGAAACUCGAGGCUCUCAUCAACGAGCAUGAUGCCAUUUUCUUGCUUAUGGAUUCGCGAGAGUCUCGCUGGCUCCCAACAGUAAUGGGGAAAGCUGGUGGCAAGAUUGUAAUGAACGCUGCACUGGGUUUCGACUCGUAUGUCGUCAUGCGCCACGGGAGUGAAAGUAAGGAAGAUGGGAAGAUGUCACUUGGCUGCUACUUUUGCAACGAUGUCGUUGCCCCCGCAGAUUCAAUGAAGGAUCAGACCCUUGAUCAACAAUGUACCGUCACUAGGCCAGGAGUUGCAGCCAUUGCCUCGGCGCUUCUGGUUGAGCUCUUGACGAGCUUGUUACAGCAUCCACUGGGCAAAGACGCACCCGCCCCGCAACCGACCUCGGGAGUGAUUCCCGAGAGAGAUCCCCCGGAUCACGCUCUGGGACUGGUCCCACAUCAGGUUCGAGGCUAUGUGUCGACAUUCCAGAACAUUGUCAUUCGAGGACAGUCUUACGACAGCUGCAGCGCGUGUAGCCCGAAGAUUAUCGAUGCCUUUCGGAAGAACGGUUGGGGCUUUGUCAAGCAAGCCUUGCAAGAGAAGGACUAUGUGUUGGAGCUAUCGGGCCUUGCUGAGGUGCAGAGAAGGGCAGAGGAGAUGGCGGGAGAGGUUGACUGGGAUGAAGAAGAUGAAUUAGCUGAAGAAGGGGAGGGAGAGCUGAUCUAACAAGACACGAGAGUUCCUGGAUAUGGGGUUGAGAGCUGGGUUGAUAGGUUUAGAGAUGUAAGGCUUUGCGGGUCUACUGGGAUUGGAUAGAUCCGGCGUUCGUGGGGUCGUUUACUAUACGUGUUUAUAUAUGGUGUUUGGAAGGACUUAUGCGGUUGUCUGUUAGAGUAUUGAUUGGAGUGGUGUUCUUGGGCCCAAUGCAAUGCUUAUUUCUCUGGGUUGUAUCUGGUCUCCGUAAUAAUGUCCCAUUUGCACUUAUAGACGUUG
Molecule: messenger RNA, 2624 nt
Organism: Ilyonectria robusta
Lineage: Eukaryota; Fungi; Ascomycota; Sordariomycetes; Hypocreales; Nectriaceae
Exons: 4
Coding region: 267-2357 (696 amino acids)
Biological process (GO): cellular response to nitrogen starvation; C-terminal protein lipidation; piecemeal microautophagy of the nucleus
Cellular component (GO): phagophore assembly site; cytoplasm
Molecular function (GO): Atg12 activating enzyme activity; Atg8 activating enzyme activity
Source: RefSeq, a predicted model, not a curated record